CUCCCCAGUGGCAAGCCGCAACGUUGUGUCUUCCACUCAGACUCGAGGCUUACUUGGGAUCAUGCUAUUAUCUGCUUCGACAUGCAUAGCCACUUUCAAAUGCCACACACCAUUCCUGACCCUCUUUCCUUCGUCCUGAACAGGCUCCCUUCUAAAAAAAAAAAAAAAAAAAAAAAAAAAAAAAAAAAAAAACCUCCUCCGCCGUCCCAAAGUUUCCUGCAUUUGUAUGCCCAAAUAUUCCACGAAUUGGACUAUAUCGUCCACAACGAACCGCCUCCUGAACUCAUCAUUUCUGGCGUUAAACUAGUGAAUUCGUUAAAUCAAUCAUAG
Molecule: messenger RNA, 330 nt
Organism: Cokeromyces recurvatus
Lineage: Eukaryota; Fungi; Mucoromycota; Mucoromycetes; Mucorales; Mucoraceae
Exons: 2
Source: RefSeq, a predicted model, not a curated record